UUUACAUCAAGUGUCCUAUUAGUUGUGUACUCACAUCGUAGCUGCAAGGAAGGUCAGUUAGCAAAUCAACAACGAUAUGGAGCACGCUAUACCGCCACCCCCUCCAAAGGACAAGAGUAAAAAGCGGAAAAAGUCUAAAUCCAAGGCCAAUGGGGACAAUGUCGACGAUUCAAAAAGAGGAUCUAUAGCAGAGUCAGAGCCAGACGCAGGUGAUUCUCAAGAAGACGAACCCCCAGAAGCGGAGCAGCGAGAGAGGACUCCUACGACUUUGGAAAAAAUUCAAGAAAUACUCAACCCUACUUUCAAGAUACCGGAAACUAAAGGACCUUACAAAAUCCCCGAAGCAGUCAAGGCUGGCGAUGUUAAUGCAAUGCAGGAUCUUGAUGAACGAAAAAUUAUCGAAUUAAAAGAGGUGUUUACAUUAUUUGAUACGGAUGCUGAUGGAAUCUUAUCGUCGGAGGACCUUCGAGCUACUUGGAUAGCGCUUGGAAAGGAACCGACAUCGGAAACUAUCGAACAAAUGCUCACCGAGGCACUGAGUCCACUUGAUUUCGAUGCUUUUGUCGCUUUGAUGGGCUACAAAAUGAUUGAACUUGAUCCGGAGGAUGUUCUCUUAGAAGCGUGGAGCAAAUGGGAUCUCGAGGGGACUGGUUUCAUUCUUGAGGAAAGAAUAUUUCAUGACCUGAUUUCGCAUGGCGACCGAUUUACCGAGAAGGAAGCUCAUCGUGCCCUGGAAGAUGCUCCACUCGCCAAGGCUAAAACCCUAGAUGAACCGCCUAUGAUUGAUUAUCAAGCAUUUUGCAGCAUGCUUGCAGGGCUCAGACGAAGAAAGCAACCAGACUAAACUGGGGCUAUGAAAGAGGCUCCUUGAGCCAGAUAACAAACUUAAUGGAUGUGUUGUUUCUCCGCUGUGAAUAAAGAAAACUUAACAAGUU
This is a messenger RNA of Hermetia illucens (black soldier fly), 935 nucleotides long. Its product is annotated as myosin regulatory light chain LC-2, mantle muscle. The record is from RefSeq and is a predicted model, not a curated record. Gene Ontology annotation, biological process: post-embryonic development; locomotion. Gene Ontology annotation, cellular component: cytoplasm; myosin II complex. Gene Ontology annotation, molecular function: myosin heavy chain binding; calcium ion binding. The coding region runs from base 77 to 844 and encodes 255 amino acids. The transcript has 5 exons. NCBI's taxonomy places the organism in Eukaryota, Metazoa, Arthropoda, Insecta, Diptera, Stratiomyidae.